Uloborus diversus is the source of this 363-nucleotide messenger RNA. Its product is annotated as protein held out wings-like. The record is from RefSeq and is a predicted model, not a curated record. Lineage: Eukaryota; Metazoa; Arthropoda; Arachnida; Araneae; Uloboridae. Bases 67 to 363 code for a protein of 98 amino acids. The transcript is spliced from 2 exons.
GUGUGAUAUCGUCUGCGGAGUUCGCGUCUCGGUGCCACACUGGAUACCCUACAACACUUGUGCGAGAUGGGAGAGACGGUGUCCGGCAGCGCCCACAACACGGCCGACUAUCUGGCCCAGCUGCUCAAGGAUAAGAAACAGCUGGCCGCCUUCCCCAACGUCUUCCUGCACCUAGAAAGACUCCUGGACGACGAGAUCAACAAGGUGCGCAACAACCUCUUCCAGGUGAACGGCGUCAAGAAGGAGCCCAUGGUCCUGCCCGACGCGGACGGACCCGUCGUCGCCUGCUCAGAGAAGGUGUACGUCCCGGUCAAGGACCACCCCGACGUAAGUGCCGACCGGGGAACUAACACUUCCUGUUAA